Scheffersomyces coipomensis is the source of this 318-nucleotide messenger RNA. RefSeq lists its product as uncharacterized. The transcript has a single exon. Bases 1 to 318 code for a protein of 105 amino acids. The record is from RefSeq and is a predicted model, not a curated record. Lineage: Eukaryota; Fungi; Ascomycota; Pichiomycetes; Serinales; Debaryomycetaceae. Gene Ontology annotation, cellular component: nuclear pore; DUBm complex; SAGA complex. Gene Ontology annotation, biological process: regulation of transcription by RNA polymerase II; positive regulation of DNA-templated transcription; poly(A)+ mRNA export from nucleus. Gene Ontology annotation, molecular function: transcription coactivator activity; chromatin binding.
AUGACACAACAACAAGAAGAACUUGAUCAAAUCAAAUCACAGAUCCAAGAUCAUUUAAUCUCAUCAGGAAAUUACGAUAUAAUAAACAAACAAUUAAAAUUAAAAUUAUAUGAAUCAGGAUGGUAUGAUAAAGUAUCCCAAUUAACUAAUCAACAAUUAACCGAAUCAAGUAAAAGUAAUGGUAAUGACGAAGGACAGAUUAAUUUCGAUCAGUUGAUGGCUAAUGUUAAACCAAAAGCUGAUGAAUUGGUAUCUAAGAAUGUUAAACAAGAAAUUAUGGAAAAGAUAAAGGAUUAUUUAGAAGAGAUUAUUCAAUAG